AUGGGGCCGGGACAGGCGGAGCAGGAAAAGUCACCUGGGGCAGGCGGGGAUAAAACACACCUGAGCCGCCCGCGGGAUUUCCUGCUCCGCGAGCGCUCCGGCGGCUCCGAAGCCGGCUCUCCGCGGGCGCGGCUCCUCCCGCGGGGCUCCGGCAUGUCGUGCUUCCCGCAGCUGCGGCGCUCGGGCUCCGCCGAGGCCCCGUCCAGCCCCGCGGCCGCGUCCCCGCGCUCCGCGCCGCCGCUGAGCCCCGCGGGCUCCGCCGGGCCCGGCUCCCCGAAGCCCGCGUCGCCCGUGGAGUGCUCCAUCUGCUUCACCACCUACGACAACUCCUUCAAGACGCCCAAGCUGCUGCAGUGCUCGCACGUGUUCUGCCUGGAGUGCGUGGCGCGGCUGAGCGCGGCGCUGGGCGGCGGCGCGGAGCUGCUGCCCUGCCCCUUCUGCCGCCAGCCCACCUGCCUGCCGCGGCAGGGCGCGCCCGGGCUGGCCACCAGCCGCGAGCUGCUGGCCACGCUGCCGCCCGAGCUGCAGGGCGAGCGGGAGCUGUGGAUGGAGGGCACCAAGCUGUGCUGCCGCCGCGCCUCGGCCGACGCCGAGAACCCGGACUCGUGCGUGUCCAUCGACGUGGCCAUGAGCAAGGCGGAGAGCGCCGAGGCGGCGCCGGCGGGGCUGGCGGGGCGGCUGUCGCGCUGCGACAUCUGCGACGACUGGAAGCGCAUCGUGCUGCUCUCGGCGCUCCUCAUCAUCCUCUUCUGCAUCAUCCUGUGGCCCGUGCAGUGCGCGCUCAAGACGGGGAACCUGCGCUGCUUGGCGCGCACCGCGGCCGUCAGCCGGCCCGAGCUGCUGCCCCCCAAAGCCACCGCGGCCGCGGCCACACGGCCGCCCUUCCACUAGGGACAGAGCCGCUGCGGCCCUCGGGGACGGGGACAGGGAC
Molecule: messenger RNA, 931 nt
Organism: Vidua macroura (Pin-tailed whydah)
Lineage: Eukaryota; Metazoa; Chordata; Aves; Passeriformes; Viduidae
Gene: RNF223
Product: ring finger protein 223
Exons: 2
Coding region: 1-891 (296 amino acids)
Biological process (GO): protein ubiquitination
Molecular function (GO): ubiquitin protein ligase activity
Source: RefSeq, a predicted model, not a curated record